GUGGCUACAUUUAUGUAGAAGGAAAUUAUUUUUCAUAUGUAUUUAUUUUUCAAACCCAUUUCCUGAUGAGUGAAGUGGGUGCAUUUUAAUCUUUCAAAUAAAAUUGUGAAAAGUUUCCACUUUAGAGUGGCUUAGAAGUACAAUAGAAGCAGUACUUAUCAAAAAUCAGUAAGCACCUUGAUGUUUAGUGUUGGUGUGUUGUUGGAAAACAAAAUUCUUGUGAUUGUUUGUUAGCUAAUGGAGACAAAUUAUGUCUAGUGUCUGCAUAUUUUUCUGAGGCUCAAUUCUUCUGAUGUGCUUAAACUGAACGUCUCAUGCUUUAGGAGAGAAGAUUAGGAGUCAUGUCGGCUCAGAGUGCAAAGAAAAAAAGAAUUGGUUCACGUCGCAGGUUAGCAAACCAAAAUAAAACGUCCGAGGAGACUGAAGAGUCCAACAUAACAGACAGUACCUCUGGUGCACAAUGGUGUGUACAGGAAGAAAUUACUGAAUCAUUAAAUGUAUUGGCUAAUGCUGACAAUUCACAAUCUGAAGCCCAAAAUCCACUGUCACCAGGACUCUCAGAGAACAGAAAAAUAUUAGGGUCUAGUCGAAGAAAUAAAGGCCAGCAUGUCAAGGACUUGGCAACUGAAUUGCACCACAAACCGAGAGAGGAUGUUGAAAAGACCAGAAGUUAUGAGACGCUCCAAACAACACAAAUGUCACUGUCGAUACAACUGAAGAGGAAGGAAGAAAUAAGUCAAGGGAGUCAGCAUGAUAUAAUUUCUGCAGCACAUGACAGCUCUUUGCAUUCAACCAAUAUACCUGACUAUUACUCUGAGGUACAUAAUACUGCAACAAGCUGUCCAGAGGCUGACCUGAAAGGUUCAACUCCCAAAAGUGAAAAUCUGCUAGCAGACCAAGAUGAAAGUGGCAUUGAUUAUAAAGUAGCAACUGAUUCUUGUAAAUCAGAGGACACCAUGACUGGAGGAGCUGACAAAUCUAACACUUCUCAGACUGAGAAACUCGAAGAAAAUGCACAUCUUGUUGUCUCUGAGUUAACUAGUUUAGGUGUACUUUCAUGUUCCACAGUAGGUGAAAAGCAGAUUGACCUAUCACAAACCACGGAGAUGCGAGAAGAACAACUUCCCAAUGUGGAUUUUGUGACAGAAAAAGAAAGCGAUGACACUGACUUGUUAAGGCAAAAUGAAAAUUUCCAGGGCAACUGUUUGCUGAGUGAGUCACAUCAGAAUUCCGUAGAUAUACAGUUUUCUAACACACAAGUGAUAACCUCAGAUAGAAGCAGCCCCAGGAAAAAUGCUGAAUUUGAUUGCAGUGUUGAGCAAGCAAUAUUUUCAUCACCAAACGAAGAUGAACAAAAUGAUCAUUUCAACUUUCAAGUCAGUGGUUCUCAGCAUUCAGAAGAUGCUAUGAACAAUGAAAGUAUGACACAUGGUGCCACAGAAAAGUCUGAAAUGAUCCCUGGGCACAUUAUAGACCAAGCUGAAGUCAGUGACACUUACCAACGUGAGUUUAUUGCGAAAAGUAGUGAUGAUUCGGCUGCCAAGCAGGAAGAUUCAGAUCCUGAAGAUCAGGAAGUGCAUCCCACAAAAGUAAACAGCUCUGAGGCUUUGGACCACACAAAUGAGGAUAAUUAUGUAUAUGAUGCCAAUGAAUUACAAAUCAGUGGCAUAGAGAGAGCACAGGCUGCACCAGAUCAGGUAAAUGAAGGCAGAGUAGAGGAUGAUAUAAAACCCAGUGCUGAACCAACAGUUCAUCAGGAAAAGGAAGGAGUCCUCUCUGAAAUGGAGGCGAGUGAUUCUUCUUUCCAAAGCCGACAAUCAGGAACACAAGCUCCUUUGGACCCCCAGUCCCAGCCUCAAGCAGACGACACAGGCCUGAGCCCCAUGGCGAACAGAAGAAAACUGGGCUCUAGCCGUAGAAAUAAAGGACGACAGCAUGCGAUGGGUAAAUCAAACCACAGACCCACAGAAGAAGUUGUUGGAAAUACAGAUGAUUAUCAACACCUUGAAACAACCAAAAUGUCAUUAGCAGUAGAGACUGAAGAAGUUAAUGAUCAAGUGGGAGAAAAUGCACGUGUUGGUACACCUGUUGGAAUCACUGAGCUUAUUACUUCAAGUUUCCAUUCGAGUUCAACAGUAGAUCAACACCUAAUCGACCGGUCAAAUUCCACUGAGAUGGCAGAAGAAGAACUUCCCAAUGUGUAUUCUGUAACAGAAAUGGAAAGCAAUGAAAGAGACGAGGACACCAACUUGUCAUAUGUGAAAUCAGAAGAUGCAGAAUCUUCUGUCACAGCAGACAUAACCACUGAACAAAGCAGCCCAGGAGAAAAUACUGACAUUGAAUGCAGUGUUGAGGAAGCAGCAUUUUCACCAUCCAAAGAAGAGCUGUGUUCAAAUGAGGAACAUAAAGAGCAUCUAAAUCUAUCUCAAGUCAGAGGAUCUCUGCAUUCAGAGGAUGUUGUAAAUAAAGUGCAUGAAGAGGAGGUCAAACCGACGCAAAUGCAUCAAAUUGAUUUCUUCCAAACUGUGGAGAGUGAAUCCUCUUUACAGAUUCUGCAAUCAGAAAUGAAUGUUCCUUUGGAGUGUCAACCUCAGGACAAUUCUGUGAGAACAGAGGAACAAACCCACACAGGCUUCAGCCCUGUGGGGAACAGAAGAAAACUGGGGUCCAGUCGUAAAAGUAAAGGAAGACAGCAUGCCAAAGACCCUGUUACAGAAGCACACUAUGAACCCAAAGAAGAAUUUGUAGAAAUUCCAAGGGGUGAUGAAGUCCUUGAAACAACAAAAAUGUUGUUCGCAAUAGAGACAAAUGUGCAGGAGAAAUCAAUGGGAACCAUUCUGGAAGGAAUGGACACUUUUGGCGCUUCGCAGGCUGAAGAAGUUAGUGAUCAACUCAAGGAAAAUGUACAUUUUGGCCCAGUCAUUGGCAACUUUGAGCUUACUACUUCAAGUUUACAUUCAGGUUCAACAGGCGAUCAACAGCUGAUUGACCAAUCAUAUUCCAAAGAGAUGGCAGGUGAUGAAAUUUCCAAUGUAACAGUGAAAGAAAGCAAGGAUAGAGAUGAGGACACUGAAUUGUUCAGGCAUGAUGGAAAUUUACAGAGCAACUAUUUGGUGAGGGAGUCACAAUUUAAGUCAGAGGAGAUAGAGUUCUCUGAGACACCGGACAUGUCAACAGAAAAACUCAGCCCCAGAGAGCAUGCAGAACCUGAACGCAGUGUUGAGCAAACGAUAAUUUCAUCAACAAAAGAGGAGUUGCCUUCAAGUGUGGAAGAAAAUGAGACUGUCAACUUAACUGAGGUCGAAGGUGCUCAUCAUUUAGAGGAUGCUGUGAACAACAUUCGUGAACAGGAGUUUAAGCCAACACAAAUGCACGAAAUCAAUCACUCCUUGGAAAUUGUGAUACAUGAUGCCACAGAAAAGUCUGAAAUGAUCCCUGGGCACAUUAUAGACCAAGCUGAAGUCAGUGACACUUACCAACGUGAGUUUAUUGCGAAAAGUAGUGAUGAUUCGGCUGCCAAGCAGGAAGAUUCAGAUCCUGAAGAUCAGGAUGUGCAUCCCACAAAAGUAAACAGCUCUGAGGCUUUGGACCACACAAAUGAGGAUAAUUAUGUAUAUGAUGCCAAUGAAUUACAAAUCAGUAUCAUAGAAAGAUCACAGACUGCACCAGAUCAGGUAAAUGAAGGCAGAGUAGAGGAUGAUAUAAAACCCAGUGCUGAACCAACAGUUCAUCAGGAAAAGGAAGGAGUCCUCUCUGAAAUGGAGGAGAGUGAUUCUUCUUUCCAAAGCCGACAAUCAGGAACACAAGCUCCUUUGGACUCCCAGUCCCAGCCUCAAGCAGACGACACAGGCCUGAGCCCCAUGGCGAACAGAAGAAAACUGGGCUCUAGCCGUAGAAAUAAAGGACGACAGAAUGCUAUGGGUAAAUCAAACCACAGACCCACAGAAGAAGUUGUUGGAAAUACAGAUGAUUAUCAACACCUUGAAACAACCAAAAUGUCAUUAGCAGUAGAGAUUGAAGAAGUUAAUGAUCAAGUGGGAGAAAAUGUACAUGUUGGUACACCUGUUGGAAUCACUGAGCUUAUAACUUCAAGUUUCCAUUCGAGUUCAACAGUAGAUCAACACCUAAUCGACCGGUCAAAUUCCACUGAGAUGGCAGAAGAAGAACUUCCCAAUGUGUAUUCUGUAACAGAAAUGGAAAGCAAUGAAAGAGACGAGGACACCAACUUGUCAUAUGUGAAAUCAGAAGAUGCAGAAUCUUCUGUCACAGCAGACAUAACCACUGAACAAAGCAGCCCAGGAGAAAAUACUGACAUUGAAUGCAGUGUUGAGGAAGCAGCAUUUUCACCAUCCAAAGAAGAGCUGUGUUCAAAUGAGGAACAUAAAGAGCAUCUAAAUCUAUCUCAAGUCAGAGGAUCUCUGCAGUCAGAGGAUGUUGUAAAUGAAGUGCAUGAAGAGGAGGUCAAACCGACGCAAAUCCCUCAAAUUGAUAUCUUCCAAACUGAGGAGAGUGAAUCCUCUUUACAGAUUCUGCAAUCAGAAAUGAAUGUUCCUUUGGAGUGUCAACCUCAGGACAAUUCUGUGAGAACAGAGGAACAAACCCACACAGGCUUCAACCCUGUGGGGAACAGAAGAAAACUGGGGUCCAGUCGUAAAAGUAAAGGAAGACAGCAUGCCAAAGACCCUGUUAAAGAAGCACACUAUGAACCCAAAGAAGAAUUUGUAGAAAUUUCAAGGGGUGAUGAAGUCCUUGAAACAACAAAAAUGUCAUUCGCAAUAGAGACAAUGAGGCAGAGCAAAUUUAAAAAGCAAACCGACCUAGAUCUAACAUCCACUCAGAAAACUGGAAAAAUUCGAUCAGCUGUAAAUGAUGAAGAAAGCAUGGAAAAGAUGCGAGAGGGAGGCAUAAUUUUGUCACAGAAUACUUUGGAUAAUACUGAAAGUGUGACAAUAGACAAUGCUUCAAGUACAGACAAAGAUGACUCUGUCAAAUCCAAGAACAUCAAUGAUGAGGAAAAGAAUCCCAUAAAAGAAUCUGAGACUUUUAGUCAACUUACAGGAUAUGACACAGUUAAUUAUGUUAUAAUCAAAGAUUGUAACACAGAAGUGGGGAGGUCAGUGGAAGUUUUUAGACAGGAUGACGUUGGAGAAAAUGUUGAAGACCCUGCAAACAAAGACCGCGAAGCCCAAGAAAUGAAAGCUUCACAGGCAGUCACACAUGCUGAACGCUUUUCUGCCACACACAACAAAACCGAAACUUCAGCUGCAUUUGUUCCAGGGGAAAAUGUGAGAGCAGAGCUAGUUGUGGUUAUGCCUGAUGAAAGUGUAGUAUCUACAGCGGUGGAUUCAUGUAACAGUCAACAAACGAUACAAGAAAAAACUAAUUUAGCUAACUGUGAAAACCUGCAGGGAAAAUCCAAACAGAAGAGGAGAAAGAUGGGCUCGACUCGACGCCCUCAGCUCAGUCGGAAGCUGGAGGAAGAAAUGGACAGCAAAGAUGAAACCCAAGAAAGUGACUUUAACACGCAAACUGACGCCAAAAACGUUGACAGAACGGAAGUGAUGGAGGAGUUACCAGUGGUUCUAACUGCAGAGGUAUCACAGAAUGAAAAUGCAAAACCAUCACUGAAUCCUGUGUAUAAAGAGCAACAGGAAACUGAUGAAACUAGUGCUGUAGACAACAAGGGGCAAAAGCUACAGAGCAGCAUGAUAUCAGAUAUAGAUGAUUCAACAGCUCUCCUUCCUGGACAGUCUGCCUCCAGCCAUGAAGAAGUUAAACCUGCUAUGUUUGUUCAUGUAUCUGAUACAAAGGAUAAUGAGACGCAUGUAAAUCUUAACAUGGCACCUUUGGUGUCAAAUACUGAAGACAUUACAAACCCUGGUCUCACAGGAGAAAGGAGGAGCUUUGUAUCCACCACACAGAGUACACAAAAUGAUGAGGAAAGGUUAGAGAGUAUGAAUGUAACACAACACGAAGCUUUGAAAUCAGCAGAAGCACCAGCUGUGGCUGUGGUUGAUUUGGAAAUAAUGAAAUCUGUAGUCAGCGGAAGAGGUGGAGAAGAGCACAAAGAUGCCCAGGCUAGUAUACAUGAGCCAAACAAUCCGAAUGGUGGAGAUCACAAUAAAAAUCUCGAGAUGAAGAAUGCAAGCCCAAAUUUAAAUUCAACCAGCAGGAGAAGAAAAAUGGGCUCCACACGCAGAAAUCUUGGAUCGCGAAGCAAAGGGGAAGACUUGCACCAAAGGCAGGGGGAGGAUGAUGAAGCAACAGAAGCUGCAACAGAUCUUGGAGAUGUAAAAAUGGGGGGUUUCAAAACAGAUGAUGGUGACUCUGAACGAAAGAAGGAAAAACUAUUUGAAACAGCAGAGUACAGCCACACGAGUGAGUCUCACUCUGAACCUCCAUCUCAACAGACAGUAGAAGAAAUUCUAAUUUCUCAUGGCCAACCAAAAGCAACAGAGCACCACCCAUCUCCUAAUUAUUUACCUGCAUCGCCAUCCAGCACUCCCAAACAUGAUGCAGUGUCAGAAACAGCAUCCGGUGGGAGAAGGAGGAAACUGGGAUCUCACAGGAAGUCACAUGGACACCAAAGCAAUGAAAACGGAAUUGGAAGAGGGAAUGGAACAGCAGAUACACAAACUGAGAGAGAUGUGAGAAGUAUCAUCAAUGAAAGUGCCAUCAAGAGAGCUGAAGAAGAACCUGUUGCUCUGGACAAAAUAUCAGAGGUUGAUGAAUGUGACAAGAAACCAUCAUCCAACAUCAACGCCUCAAAGACAGGAGGGCCCACGAUGCCAGUGAGUGAGAAGACUGUUGCACAAGUGACUCCAGUUCCGUCUCCUUCUGCUGAAAUCCGCCUGAGUCAGGAGAGUCAAAAGAUGUUUUCUCUGGAGGGUAGUUCCAGAGGGGGUGCUCUAAGGUCACUCCCUUACAAUGUGAUGAUGGUUGGAGACAGCAGUGUGGGCAAAACCUCCUUCAUGAAAAGAGCUCAUACGGGGAAGUUUUCCUUAGAUUUACCCGCCUCUGUUGGACUUGAUUCCUGCAAAUGGACUGUGGUAGUGGAUGGAAACCCUGUGGUGCUGCAGCUGUGGGAUACUGCAGGUCAAGAAAGGUUUCACAGCAUCACAAAACAGAUUUUCCAUAAAGCCCAGGCAUUUCUCUUGAUGUAUGACAUCACUUCCCAUCAGAGUUUCUCUGCAGUCAGCUACUGGGCCAACUGUAUUCAGGAAGGAGCUGCAGAAAACGUGACCAUUUUACUUCUUGGGAAUAAGAGUGAUCACGCAGAACGGAAAGUUAAAACUCAGGAGGGGGAGAUUCUGGCUAAGGAGUACAACUUUGGUUUCAUGGAGUGCAGCGCUGCCACAGGUGACAAUGUGAUUCAGUCUUUGGAAACCGUGGCCAGGAUGUUGAGUCAAAAAGAUGACACAAGAAGGGAAACAACACAGUUGCACAAAGAGCCUCAACAGAAAAAAUCAGGAUGUUGCUGAAGAGAAAAACCUCUGCAGCUGGACAGUCUGUGUGUAUUUUAGAACUUUUACUGGUUCUAAUCCAAUAGUUACAUUUGAUAAAUGAUAAGUAAGUGAUCAAGAUAAUUAUUAUCACAUAAUGAACAAUGGGGGUUUUUGAGCAUUUUGCAGUGUUUUAUCUUGUUCGAUUGAUUUUCCUCGUGAUCUCUUUAUGAAAUGUCAAAUGACCACAUGAAGUGAAUAUCGACCCAGACUGUUAUGUUUCCACUUGAAGAUGUAGAAAAUUUUUGUCUUACUAAGAAACUUAAGUUGCAGUACUUUCACUUCAGAAACAUUUCCUUAGUUGAAAAAUGAAAAUGAUUUCCUCUGUAGAGUACAGCUAUUGAGUAUUUGCCCUGCAGUGUCUACACUCCAUGCUUAUUAAUUUUACUACUGUGGUAUCAAUAUUCAAUAAAUCUAGUGUCUAGUAUAUACUAGUAUAUACAUUUAAAUCUAUACAUUUAGAAAUCUCAAAAGGCAAAUUACCUCUUGGAAGUUAGAAAACAUGGUUCCAAACUGAUAUUAACAAGAGUCUGGUGAAUUUUGAGUAUGUAAUAAAUGUGGUAGUAUAUUUCAGUGUUUACAAGCAAUUUGUGCAAUAUGCUGUUGAAGGAGAGCACCUUUUCAUCUUUGUAGCUGUUCAGCUCACAGAACACAAUACAUUCAGUGUAGCAUGAUUUUGUACGUUUACCAUCAGUUAUAAAUGGAUGCUGAUGGCAGGCGUCUGUUUGCAGUUAUCACACAGCUUCCAGCUCAGCCCAAAUUAUCAUAAAUUAAUUUCAUGUCUCUGUAAAAGUGCCGGUAAAAUACUUUUGUGCGUGUUUAAUAUACAUGUCAAAUUUUUAUUUUUUUUUAAGUUUCCGUGCAUUUCCCUGCAGCUUGUGUCAAUAAACGCCCAAGUGUUCUAAUGUUAUGUCUCAUGUUUAAUAAACCUCCAAAACAACA
Scatophagus argus is the source of this 8444-nucleotide messenger RNA. RefSeq names its product RAB44, member RAS oncogene family (gene rab44). Gene Ontology annotation, molecular function: GTPase activity; GTP binding. Lineage: Eukaryota; Metazoa; Chordata; Actinopteri; Scatophagidae. The coding region runs from base 342 to 7481 and encodes 2379 amino acids. The record is from RefSeq and is a predicted model, not a curated record. The transcript has 9 exons.